This is a messenger RNA of Rosa chinensis, 934 nucleotides long. Its product is annotated as extensin. The transcript is spliced from 2 exons. The record is from RefSeq and is a predicted model, not a curated record. Bases 31 to 648 code for a protein of 205 amino acids. NCBI's taxonomy places the organism in Eukaryota, Viridiplantae, Streptophyta, Magnoliopsida, Rosales, Rosaceae.
AACCAAAAUCCCAUCUCUUAACCCAACAGGAUGGGGAAAAUGGGGACCUCUCUAGUUUUGAGUCUUCUAGUGGCAAUAGUCGCUUUCGCUUCGCAAACCUCGGCAAAUUACCCUUACUCCUCUCCUCCACCACCUGCCUCUCCUCCUUACCACUACAAGUCUCCGCCACCACCAUCGCCGCCAGUGCACUACGCACCACCCCAUCAUCCUCACUAUUCUCCCAGGUCACCGCCUAAGCCUCCGGUGUACUCUCCACCAAAGCAUCCUCAUUACCCACCAAAGUCACCACCAUCACCCACACCCCCGGUGAACUCGCCGCCUAAGCAUCCUCAUUAUCCACCAAAGUCACCACCAAAGCCUCCUGUGUACUCCCCUCCUAAGCACCCCUAUUACCCUCCCAAGUCACCACCUAAGCCUCCGGUCUACUUGCCGCCUAAGCAUCCCCAUUAUCCACCAAAGUCACCACCAAAGCCUCCGGUGUACUCCCCUCCUAAGCACCCCCAUUACCCUCCUAAGUCACCACCUAAGCCUCCGGUGUACUCGCCGCCUAAGCAUCCCCAUUAUCCACCAAAAUCUCCACCACCACCUUACAAGCUUCCUAGUGGUCAUUUCUUCGAGCACCCACCUCCUGCUCCUCACAGCUACUAGAUAAUGAGCUCACUUGCCUCCUGGUAACAGUGAAGAGGAAGAAGAAGAGAGACGUCCAAAAUAAAGAAAAGAGUUGUCCAAGGUUCUCAAUAAUGCAUACGUGCAAGAACAGUAAAGCUACCGAGUCUCCGCGUGUGAUGUGAAUGUUUUUAGUAGUUUUUAUUAUUAAUUAAGAGCAAGUUUCGUCAUCAGUCUUUUCAUUUCCAUGUAUUCGACAGUUGUGGUGCACUUCCUAUGUUCGAUUAUAUAUGUGUGUCCAUGUCGUUUAUUUCAGCUUUUUUCCCAA